AUUGUCUUCAGGUUCAACCAUUUGUUGCUCCGACGUGCUCCCAAUCAGAGCUUCAGAACUUUUAGUGGCUUACGACUAAACUUUGGUGAGGUGUUCUGCUAUCGGAAGCGCCGCGACGGACGGACAUCGCGUGUUGAGUUUGAUUUAUUAAGAUUCUGUGCCGUGGUGUUGGCAAGUGUUUCCGGUGAGAAGAAGCUAGUGACGGUAGUUAUAAAAGAGUUCAUUAUUGGCCCGAUAAGUGUCCCGCUUUACCGUCCGAUGGUUGUCGAUUGGAAGCUGCAAUUGUAAGGCAGAACAGAAACCGGCGGGAAUAAAGGAUUACCGCUCUUUAUAGCACAAAAGCCCUUGGUAGAACAGACCGAAUUAUGUAUAGCUUCCCCAUGUAUUCUAACAAAAUGCCAAAACUGUCGGCGGUUUACAUCAGCCUGGUUCUCGCGUUAAUCCUCGUGCAGAACGCCAACGCAAAGCGAGGUUGCGCCGCCUUCGGUCACGCUUGCUACGGAGGACACGGUAAAAGAUCUUCGGCGGUGCCAGAGGAGGGACUACUGUACGGGAGUGUAAAUGACCGUUUAAAAACCGGCUUACCGCCGUUACCGUACCUGAGGCUGCCACUCAUGGAUCGUGGCAAGAGUUUGGAAGUCGCUCCCGAGCUGAGACCGGUCAGCGUUGAAGCAGGUUAUAGAGCUGGGGACAGUGUUGACGUCAGUGAUCAGCAAGAGGAACAGAACCGAUUCGACAGAGGAGUCCGCUUUGCGAUGCACGCUUUCCUUCGACAGUUGAUGGACGAAAACAGAAUAACGGCACAGAAACGACAGCAAGCGGAAAUUGGGUUCCAGAAUAGUGAGGCAGGCACGCAAGUGCUGAAUGCCGAGCAAAAGUGAACGUUUCGUUGCAAUCCUAAAAAUUGAAACUGGCGGUUAGUAGAGUCCAUGCUAGGAUUAACCGAGGCGGAAAACUAUGGAAAAUCACUACCCAACUUGAGCAGCGAGUUUAUUUUAGUUGUCGUUUAACGAUAGUCCAAUCUGGAAGCUUUCUAUGCGUUGACUGAGAAUAUCAUUUAUUUCAUCCCGUUUGUCGAGAGAUUUUAGUUUAAAUGCGAGGAUUGUCGUUGCAUAAAAAUGAUACAAAAGUGUUCGGGAAGGUAGAAGCGAGACUUAUAAUCAGUGGUAACAAAGCGACGACCGGCCACAAACAUAACUACUAAAUAGGCGACAGAAACUGUGUCAAUAUACGAUAGUUGUUAUUACUUUAAAUAUUAAUUGAUUGUAGUACCUAUUACCAACUAAAUAAGACAUGCAAAACUGACGAAAUAAAGCUCUAACAAAUAAAUAGUUGAAUGGAACCUGUUGGGCUGGAACAGUUUGAUUCAAUUAUUACAGAACGAAA
This is a messenger RNA of Wyeomyia smithii (pitcher-plant mosquito), 1386 nucleotides long. RefSeq lists its product as uncharacterized. NCBI's taxonomy places the organism in Eukaryota, Metazoa, Arthropoda, Insecta, Diptera, Culicidae. The transcript is spliced from 4 exons. The record is from RefSeq and is a predicted model, not a curated record. Bases 366 to 881 code for a protein of 171 amino acids.